UUCAAAUAUCAAGUUAGUUUUCAAAAUUUAUAUAAAAAAAUUUUUUAAAAAAUAUUUUGUAAACAAAUAAAAUUUUUAGUGAAAUUUCAAUAUAAAUCAACAAAAAAAUUAAAAUAUAUAUUUAAAAAACUAAAUUCUUAGUAUUCUUAAUAAUGGUUUUAACACAAUUUCUCAAAAUGCCCCUUCUCUUGGGGCGUUGGGUAAAUCGGGCUUUCAGUUCAGCAGUCACCUUAACCCCCGUUAAUAACCUACAACAACAGCAGCUACGUUCUAAAGCUACAAAAAUGGAUUGCAAACAUCUGGAGCCCAAGUGUGGGGAUCGUUUUAAGCAAGAACCCUGUAAUCCCCGACAAGUGGAUAUUAUAUUAAAACAACCUGCUCCAGAACCUUUACCCAUACAAAAACGUGCCAUUAAAUUAAAACAUCCUAUGGAAUGCUGCGGCAAUCCUUGUAAAGAUGCCUAUCCACGUUUUGAUUUAUUGUACUAUAAACGUAGUGAUAAACUAAAUCGUGAGUAUCAACAAACCUGGGCGGAAUGUCCAGAAUUGAUAAGAAAACCUAAGGUUAUUUGCUGUUAUGAUAAAAUCAAACAACCCAAAUGGCCAAAAAGACCACGUAAACAUAGGCCACAAACGGCUUGUGAGCAAACCUGUUCUAGUGCUCAUUAUAAAUGUCCUCGCAUGACUAUGGAGGGUUGUCGUUCGGCCCACAUACCACCCAAAUGUAGACCCACCAAAACUAAAUCCAACUGUAAGAAACGUAAAGCUCCCUUUCCCGCUUAUUCAGAAUGUUCACGUAAAUUACCUAGACCCAGACAUCCCAUAGAAUGUCGCUGCCUGCUUACACCCUCUAUGUGUGAGGUAUGGGUACAUCAUUUUAAAAUGCAAAGAAUAAAGAAAAUAAAUUUAUGUUAAGUUUAAGUUUAAGAUUUUAACGGAAGUCUUAGAUUGAAAUUUAAUAGAAAUUUUAUUUCUUUAGUCAAAUGUAAUUUAAAAAGGAUUUGGUUUAGGAAUAUUGAAUAUAAAAUU
Molecule: messenger RNA, 1028 nt
Organism: Lucilia sericata (common green bottle fly)
Lineage: Eukaryota; Metazoa; Arthropoda; Insecta; Diptera; Calliphoridae
Exons: 1
Coding region: 153-914 (253 amino acids)
Source: RefSeq, a predicted model, not a curated record